AUGCCGGAGGCAUAUCCCGCAAGGGUUUCUAGCUUCACUAGUGAAGAUAAAGUGUAUCCCGCUUCUAAUUUGCUGAAGAGCUCAUCCUUCUCUAAGUGGCAAUCAGAAAAGGGAGGUACUAAGCAGGAAGCUGUUGAAUUAAGUUUUGAACGGCCCGUUGAGAUAUCUCGUUUGGACAUUGGCAACAACGGAUCAGCAUUCGUUGAAGUGCUUGUCAGAAGAUCAGCUUCGUCAGACGAACCGACGGUCUUUUUACCGUCUUCCUCCUUCAUGUCUCCCGUUGAGGCAAAAAACGGAACUAAUCUGAAUCGCGUCAGAGUUUUUAGUGGUAAUCAAUUGCUGAGCACUGUUAGCAGCCAAAAAUGGGAUACAUUCCGUUUUGUCUGUACUCAGCCCUUUAACAAAAAUCUGCAAUAUGGUUUAUCUUUCGUCAGCUUCCAUAGUCCUGCUCCAGCGAGCCCAUCUCGACAGCUGUCUAACUUAGCGAAAACCACGGGUCUCCAAACUACCAAUUGCAUUCUCACGGAGGAGGAGGAGGAGGAGGAUGCCACUGCUUUUCAGCCAGGAGCUUUGUUCCGGGCAUCCAAGACUGUUGUCGCAUCGGAUACGGUUGAUACCUCCCUUCAGAAGCUAGUCUCAGGUAACCUGCUCACCAUCUAACUAAUCCGUUCACUUGUUCGUCGGACACAUCGGUUUCAUACUGAUCCUCAACUGCUGUGUCGCACUGUGGCACAAGCACAUGGUACAUCGGCCAGACAAUAAACAACGCAUUGAAUAUAAAAAAAGAAUGAAAAAAAUACUCGACUUCACUGCAAUGAAAUGACGGAAGCUAGCUAACAACAAGGAAUUAGGUUGGUGGGAGAGGCACAUCUCUCGUUGCACAAGUGCUACCGGACUGCCUGCUUCGCACUUGUUUUUUUGCCCAUCGGUAUAGAAGUCUAGAGCGAUCUACCGUUGGCCGCCAACUAAUCACCAGGUGCCCACUCAUUUUUUUCACUCAGCACCCGCUCACUCGGGUGGGAUGCGAUUCGGUAUACUUCCAGUACUACAGGCAACUCAACGGUUUCAGUUCCAUACGUAAGAUGGCACGCCUCAACGCGUCAUCAGUAUUACGCUGCCGUACGUACAAUUGGUCGUUGUCAAAAUGGUUUAUCCACUAAUGGAUUUAAGCACAAAGGGCACUAGUAGUCAAAUAUUAUCCGUCUUUCUUUACACCUUGGUAUGACAGCACAAUGUUCAUGGGUAUUUAUCGAGAGAAAUCGGGCCACUAGUUUUCAAAGUCUCUGUUGGGGGAAUAUUUUCCUCUGUGUUACCGUACCGCCGGACAAGCUUCUCAAAGGUGUCUUGGUCUCUUAUUGGUCCUAGCUUUACUGUUUGUGUUACUCAUCAUCCAUUCCACCCAGCACAUCUCUAGCGCAAGCGCCGAUGCAUUACCCUGUGAUCUGAAAAGUGCGAAACUUGCAAAAGUAAACUGAACAAAGCGCCGGCCCGUAAUCUUAAAGAUCGCAGUCUGCCCGUAGCCUUAAGGAUCACAAGCCUGCCUUGUAAUCCGAUAGCGCGGGCCCGAGCCUGCGUAAUGGCCAAAGAACCCUCGCAGUAUCCUUAACCCACUUGCAGCUGGGGGUGGUUACGC
Messenger RNA from Dicrocoelium dendriticum, 1633 nucleotides. NCBI's taxonomy places the organism in Eukaryota, Metazoa, Platyhelminthes, Trematoda, Plagiorchiida, Dicrocoeliidae. The record is from the annotation of a GenBank genome assembly.